Molecule: messenger RNA, 2304 nt
Organism: Polyodon spathula (Mississippi paddlefish)
Lineage: Eukaryota; Metazoa; Chordata; Actinopteri; Acipenseriformes; Polyodontidae
Gene: nansa
Product: N-acetylneuraminic acid synthase a
Exons: 6
Coding region: 95-1174 (359 amino acids)
Biological process (GO): carbohydrate biosynthetic process
Molecular function (GO): N-acylneuraminate-9-phosphate synthase activity
Source: RefSeq, a predicted model, not a curated record
UACUUCCUGUUCAGUUUGCAGUGUCCGUAGUGAGUCGUUUGACAGGUUGUAGGUCUGGUACUAAGCUGAUCGUUGUUAAUUAGAAAUCGUUACCAUGCCUCUAAAAUUUGAACUGUGUCCUGGAAGGAUGAUUGGGGGCAACCAUCCCUGUUUCAUUAUUGCAGAAAUCGGGCAGAAUCACCAAGGAGAUAUCGAAAUAGCCAAGAAAAUGAUCCGGAUGGUAAAGGACUGUGGGGCUGAUUGUGCGAAGUUUCAGAAGAGCGAGCUGGAAUACAAGUUUAACAAGAGUGCUUUGGAGCGACCUUACACCUCUCCGCACUCCUGGGGGAAGACUUAUGGAGAGCACAAGCGGCAUCUUGAAUUCAGUCAUGAGCAGUACAGGGAGCUCCAGAAAUAUGCUGAAGAGAUUGGGAUCUUCUUCACAGCCUCGGGGAUGGAUGAGAUGGCAGUUGAGUUUCUUCAUGAACUUAACGUGCCUUUUUUCAAAGUUGGAUCUGGAGACACCAACAACUUUCCAUAUUUGGAAAAAUGUGCAAAGAAAGGCCGUCCGAUGGUGGUUUCCAGUGGAAUGCAGUCCAUGGAGACUAUGCGCCGUGUUUACCAAACGGUGAAAGCAAACAACCCAAACUUCUGUAUCCUGCAGUGCACCAGUGCAUAUCCACUGGAACCAGAGAACGUCAAUUUACGGGUGAUUAUGGAAUACCAAAAGGAGUUUCCUGAUAUUCCAAUUGGGUACUCUGGCCAUGAGACUGGAAUUGCUAUCACAAUUGCUGCAGUUGCAUUGGGAGCCAAAGUUGUUGAGCGUCAUGUGACACUGGACAAGACCUGGAAGGGCAGUGACCACCAGGCCUCCCUGGAACCUCAGGAGCUGACUGAACUGGUGCAGGCCAUCCGGACUGUGGAGAGAUCUUUGGGCUCCCCCAUUAAACAGAUGCUGCCCUGUGAGAUGGCUUGUCACAACAAGUUGGGUAAAUCUGUUGUGGCAAAAACAACCAUUCCCAAAGGCACUGUGCUGACUGUUGACAUGCUGACAGUCAAGGUCGGAGAACCCAAGGGUGUCCCUCCCCAGAAUAUCUUUGACUUGGUGGGAAAGAAAGUGAGCAGGGACAUCAUGGAGGAUGAGACCGUUGUUGAAGAAGCAGUAGAGAGUUAUGGAAAGAAGGCAAAGUGCUAACCAAAUCUCAGAGCUCUGAAUGUGUAUUGACUGGCACCUCAAUGUACAGUUUGGCACUUCAUUUUCAGUGUCAGGUAGUACAUAUUGAGUGCUAUGUAAGGACAUAGUUAUAACUAUGUAUGCAAGUGCUAUAGUACAUAAGUAUAUACACUUUUUAUAAUAACAAAGUGUCUAUGAUUAGCUUGCUAGAAUUGAUAAAAUAAGUACUGGAAAGUUUUAGUCGUCAGCCAAAGAUUUGUGUAGAACUGCAGUGGUUAUACCUUCAGUAUGUACAUGCAUACAGGUUUAUUUUAUUUGUCCUGAUUUAAUCAGAGUAUUGGACUACCUAAUGUUACCUUUGGUAAGGUAGUCAAAGACUAGUGCUGUCUGAGAAACCUGCCAACAGUGCAGCUACUGCAGCUAAAAUGGAAUUAAUGGAACUAUUGUUUAAAACAGUACAUUUUCAGAAUGCAGUUUAAGAUUAGUUACCUUGAAUUCAGAAAUAAAUAAAUCAAUGCAUUGGUUACAACCCCACUCCCCCCAAUAGUCAAACAGUAACCCUAACUUUUGGACAUUCUGUACCUGUAUACAACAAGGUAUAUUAAAGUUUUUGUGUGAAUGCUUUCUGCCCUAAGUGUUUCUACACCUAUUUGUAUUGGCCAUUAAUAAUACACAAGCUAAAACUGCCUCAAUUGACACUAAAAUAUAUUAAUAUGUGCAAUGUGUCGUUUAACAUUUGUUUACGUACUUGUAUAAUAUUUGGUUUCUAAGCCUUGUGUGAAUUCAUUUUAAUGAUUUAUCUUCAGAAUUAGUCAUAUGUGUUGAACUCAGAAUAAUGACUUACUGUAACUGUCUAAAAUCCCUUUUUGUGCCACUGCAUUGGAUAGUUGUUGCUUAUGUCAAAUCUGAAAUUACUCUGGGUUAAAGUUUAUUAGCAGCCUAUAACAAGAACAUUCAUAGCUUUUUCUUUGUACAUUAAAUAGCAUUUACAUACUACAAUAUGUGCCAUAAAUUGAAACAUUUCUUUGUGUUAAAAAAAAAAAAAUUAAAUAGAAAAUCCUGAGCAACUGUACUGGGAGCCUUAUGAAGCAAUUCCUAUUUACAGCUGAAUUAUGGUUUAGAUGAACUAAUAAAAACGAGGGGAAAACUUA